Messenger RNA from Chrysochloris asiatica (Cape golden mole), 2391 nucleotides. It is a transcript of the gene ENTPD7, whose product is annotated as ectonucleoside triphosphate diphosphohydrolase 7. Gene Ontology annotation, biological process: nucleoside diphosphate catabolic process. Lineage: Eukaryota; Metazoa; Chordata; Mammalia; Afrosoricida; Chrysochloridae. Gene Ontology annotation, molecular function: nucleoside diphosphate phosphatase activity. The record is from RefSeq and is a predicted model, not a curated record. The transcript is spliced from 13 exons. Bases 237 to 2051 code for a protein of 604 amino acids. Gene Ontology annotation, cellular component: membrane.
GUCAUUGGCUCCCUGCGGUUUCCUUGGGGACGUGGCUGCACUUAGCCGGCUGGGAUUCUCCUUCCGGCUGAGCUGAGGGACGCGGGGAGCGAUCUGGACCAACCGAGAGGUGCAGAGGGAGCCUGCGGGCCGCUGGAUCCCGCUGCAGAUUUAAGAGAUGCCUGGGACAAGGAGGCCACAUUCUCAGGGCAAAAGAAAAAGGAGGUGACAGGUGUUGAGACUACCGCAGGGAACCCAUGGCUAGGAUCAGUUUUUCCUAUCUCUGCCCAGCCUCUUGGUACUUCACUGUGCCCACAGUGAGUCCAUUUCUCCGUCAGCGAGUGGCAUUCCUGGGACUUUUCUUCGUAUCCUGUCUCCUUUUACUUAUGCUAAUUGUGGACUUUAGACAUCGGACCGUUUCCUUACCACGAGACAGGCAAUAUGAAAGGUACUUGGCUCGAGUAGGGGAUCUGGAAGCUACUGACACCAAAGAUCCAAAUCUGAAUUACGGACUUGUUGUGGACUGUGGCAGCAGUGGUUCGCGGAUUUUUGUUUAUUUCUGGCCAAGACAUAAUGGGAACCCACAUGAUUUGCUGGACAUCAAACAGAUGAGAGACCGCAACAGUCAACCAGUGGUGAAAAAAAUCAAGCCAGGAAUCUCCGCAAUGGCAGACACUCCAGAGCAUGCCAGCGAUUACCUCCGUCCGCUGCUGAGCUUUGCUGCUGCUCACGUGCCUGUGGAGAAGCACCAGGAGACCCCCCUUUACAUCCUCUGCACAGCAGGCAUGAGGCUUCUCCCCGAGAGGAAGCAGCUGGCGAUCUUGGCUGAUCUAGUGAAGGACUUACCUCUGGAAUUUGACUUCCUCUUUUCACAGUCUCAGGCAGAAGUGAUCUCUGGGAAGCAGGAAGGGGUGUAUGCGUGGAUUGGAAUCAACUUCGUGUUGGGAAGAUUUGAUCAUGAGGAUGAAUCAGAUACUGAGGCUCCCCAGGAAUUGGCAAAUGGACGUAGAAGGACAGUCGGGAUACUGGAUAUGGGAGGAGCCUCUCUCCAAAUUGCUUAUGAAGUUCCUACCUCAACCUCUGGUCUUUCUCCACAGCAGGAAGAAGCUGCCAAGAUCCUGCUGGCUGAAUUCAACCUGGGCUGUGAUGCCCAACACACCGAACAUGUGUACAGGGUCUAUGUCACGACCUUUUUGGGUUUUGGUGGCAACUUUGCCCGGCAGCGCUAUGAAGACCUUGUGCUGAAUGAAACGCUUCACAAAAACAGGUUGCUGGGCCACAAGACGGGUCUGAGUCCUGAAAACCCAUUUCUAGAUCCUUGCCUGCCCGUGGGACUCACGGAUGUGGUAGAGAGAAACAGCCAGGUGCUGCACGUCCGAGGAAAAGGAGACUGGGUGACCUGUGGGGCCAUGCUGAGUCCCCUGCUGGCUCGCUCCAACACUAGCCAGGCCUCCCUAAACGGCAUCUACCAGUCACCCAUCAACUUCAACAACAGCGAGUUCUAUGGUUUCUCUGAGUUCUUUUACUGCACAGAGGAUGUGUUACGCAUCGGUGGCCGUUACCAUGGCCCAACAUUUGCCAGGGCUGCUCAGGAUUACUGUGGCAUGGCUUGGCCGGUACUAACUCAGAGGUUCAAGAAUGGCCUCUUCUCAUCACACGCGGACGAGCAUCGCCUCAAGUACCAGUGCUUUAAGUCAGCCUGGGUCUACCAAGUCCUUCAUGAAGGUUUCCACUUUCCCUAUGACUACCCAAACCUACAGACAGCCCAGCUGGUAUAUGACCGGGAGGUUCAGUGGACGCUGGGAGCCAUUCUGUAUAAAACACGGUUCUUACCACUCAGGGAUCUACGGCAGGAAGGUGUCCGACAGGCCCAUGGGAGCUGGUUCCGUCUGUCCUUUGUCUACAACCACUAUCUCUUCUUCGCCUGCAUCUUCGUGGUACUGCUGGCCAUCAUUCUGUACCUCCUGCGGCUGCGCCGAAUUCAUCGACGACAGGCUCGCACCUCAGCUCCUCUGAACUUGCUGUGGAUCGAAGAGAUGGUGCCCAUGAUUGGGGUACAGGUGGAGCCCUGAGGCUGGACCGAGACUGGAGACGCUUGACUACCCCAGAGUUGCUGCUCAUUGAGUUCCAACCAUUUUCUUAUACUGGCUUCAGAUGUUGCUUUGUGGAACCUCGGAUAUUUGGCUGUGAAAGUUCAACUUCACGUACAUCUGAAUACCCGAGGCCUCUUCUCUGAGAGAAGCUAUAAUUUAGUCUGUGAAGAACCAAAUAACUGAGAAAUCGGUGCUUACAAAGGGGACCAAUCCUAGCCCAACUGGGGCCUGUUCUCCUCUUCUGUCAGAGAGGUCCAGUCCUGGGAUCUAGCCUCUUCUCCCCUUGCUAAAGCAUAAAGGUUAGCAUUGGACAUGCUGG